Messenger RNA from Annulohypoxylon maeteangense, 2028 nucleotides. RefSeq names its product class II aaRS and biotin synthetase. Gene Ontology annotation, molecular function: ATP binding; threonine-tRNA ligase activity. The transcript has a single exon. The coding region runs from base 109 to 1602 and encodes 497 amino acids. The record is from RefSeq and is a predicted model, not a curated record. Gene Ontology annotation, cellular component: cytoplasm. NCBI's taxonomy places the organism in Eukaryota, Fungi, Ascomycota, Sordariomycetes, Xylariales, Hypoxylaceae. Gene Ontology annotation, biological process: threonyl-tRNA aminoacylation.
AAUCUAUCUGUGCGAAUCAAUUCUUUUGAACUUAGAAUUUUUCUGACGUUUAUUUCUUAGAGCUUCUCAAAGCUCGUCAUGGUUUUAUAGUGACGAUUGAUUGGCGGCAUGUUCGCACGAAGCGUGGUGAGGAUACACCCUCAUAUAUUGAGAUGUGUGACGCGAAUACGAAGGGUCGAGUCAUUAGCCCCUCCAACUCACUUAUGGUUCCGGAGCUGUUCUUCACACUCAACCACGGAACUCCCACCGAAACCCCCCGCAGAUCACCGAGAACUCGGCAUCCAACAAGAACUGUUCGUAACCUCCAAAUAUAGUCCAGGCUCGCCUCUAUUUCUGCCUAACGGUGCUCGAAUAUUCAAUCGCCUCGUCGAGUUCCUUCGAAAGCAAUAUGGACGAUAUGGCUUUGACGAGGUUAUUACGCCUACUAUCUAUAAAAAGUCGUUAUGGGAGAAAUCGGGUCAUUUAGAACAUUACGGCGAUGACAUGUUCACUGUGACUAGCAUGUCGCCGUCAAGAAGCGAUAGUGGCGGCUACAACAAAGACACAGACGAAUAUGGCCUUAAACCAAUGAAUUGCCCGGGCCAUUGUCUGAUAUUUGCGGCCGUACAUCGGGGUUAUCGAGAAUUACCUGUUCGAUACGCCGAUUUUUCACCCCUCCACAGAAACGAACUGUCCGGCGCCCUAAGUGGCUUAACUAGAGUGCGGCGUUUCCAUCAAGACGAUGGCCAUAUUUUUUGCCGACCGAUACAAAUUGAGGAAGAAAUCAGCAAGACACUCGACUUUGUCCGUGUUGUCUACUCGACUUUGAAACUAGGUUCUUACCGAUUAACACUCUCGACACGUCCUGCAGAGCAUUACAUCGGGACUAUUGAGGAAUGGGAUAGCGCCGAGAAUGGUCUUAAAAGAGCUCUAGACGCCUCCGGUCAAGGAUGGACUAUAAAUGAGGGUGACGGUGCAUUCUAUGGACCCAAGAUUGAUAUAAUAUUGAGGGACUCGGAUGGCAAGGAACAUCAAACAGCCACAAUACAACUCGAUUUCCAACUACCGAAACGAUUUGGCUUAACUUACCAAGCACCAGCGCCUGAAUUCGAGCGGAGAGGAGAAAUCACAACCGAUCAGGCCUUACUAAAACAAAAUGGAAAGGUAACGCCCGUCCUCAUCCACAGAGCUGUGCUAGGUUCAGUGGAGAGAUUGAUGGCCUUGCUCAUCGAACACUACAAUGGCAAGUGGCCAUUUUGGUUAAAUCCGAGGCAGGUGAUAAUACUCACAGCCCACGAGGAUGCAGAUGGAAAAGUGAAUGAGUUAGCCAGGACUGCCCAAGCCGUCCUAAUGGGUAUGGAUGGGCCAGCUGAUGGUCCAAUUGCCAACCCAUUUCAAUUAACGGUAGAUAUUGAUGAAACUAGCCGAAAGUUGCCGCGCAAAGUGCAAGCAGCUAUAUCUAAGGGCUACGGCGUUAUUGUCACCGUUGGCCCAGCCCAGGUUUCCGAUGGGACUGUCACUGUCGACUUUUCAAGAUUGGACAGUGCUGACACUGAACGUCGCGUGAUGAAGCCAGAAGAAUUAUAUGACAUUCUCAAGAAGAAAGUUGAAUCAUUCGAAUAAUAAAAAAUCGUAGACUCUGUAGUCUGCUUCAAUUGAUCCAUUAUAUUCAUAUUAAUCCCAUAUCUAGUCGUUUUAUGAUCUGAGUAAACAUUGAUGACAAUGCCUGCGCUUUGGCCGUCAUCUACAUCAUGAGCCCUCUCCGUCCGAACUUUUUCCUCCAAACCUUUCAUGUAAAUCCCUCUGCCGGGCCUCCAUCCUCUCUAGAAUUUUGACAGGCCUAGAAGAUUGCGGUAAUAGUCAAUAUAUGUGCUAUAAUCUAUAGGGGGGGAAACUGAAGUGAAGGGCUACUUGCUCUUUCAAGUGAUCUGGGACAGUAGCUCCCCGCGUCUCGGCUUCCUCAACUAAUUCGCGUCGUCGGGCAAGUUGCUCCCUCAUAUACUUCACCGUUUCCUUCAGUACAAAACCUUCGGAACGACCGUGGCCUUC